AAAAAAAAUUAAGGACUUCAAAAUGCAAAGAUUAAUUGUGGUUGGAAAUGGAUUUUAGGGGAAAGAGAAAAUGACUUGGACGGAUGAGAUUGAAAUUCACGAGAGCCACCAUUUUAAAGAGAACUCUUUUUUCUUUGUGAAUUCUCCUAAAAUUGGCAGCUAAGGCAAAGUGGGAAAUGAGGAGUGAAAUGGGCCUACCCAUUUUGUCAGUUGUUGGGAGCCCAGCAAAUCGGGGAGAGCUCAUUUGAUUCGAGUUCAACUGGCCCAUUAGGCUAACAAGUAACAACAAAAUCAAACAGCCAACCACACCGUACGCCAUGCCCCGCCAGUUCCCGUUUUGCCUUUUUUUCCUCGCCAUUUUGUCCUUCCUAUCCUCCGUCUUUAAUUCCCUCCGAAAAAUCUAACUGACGUUACAGUUCUUCCUCCGUCCACGCCUGCCGGAGCGCGGUGACUACUGACUAGUGGAUUCUUCGUUUCAGAGAAUGCACAAUCGUCCGUACCUCUCUCUAUUGUAUCCAGCUGAAACUCCGGUUUUUGACCGAAUCUUCAAAUUUGUUUACGCUCUUUUGUUUCCCGCCUACAUGAUCGAGUUGAUUGCUCCGUCGAUGGCUGUUUCACUGAGAUUUCUAGGGUUUUUUUCGGACUGAACCGAUCUUGCCAAAUUCGACGAACGUUGAGCUUGUGCGUUCGAUUUUGGACUGGAAUUGUCGAUUUUCAGUGGAGUGAGUGAGAUUGCCGUCUUAAUUUUGCCUUUCCCGAAGAAAUAUCAUAGUAGUUGACGGAGCUGGAGAAAGGUGUUAAGCUUGGUUAUUUGCCGUUUAUUGAAGUUGAUGUGAGGAACCUUUUGCAGUCAUUCAGAAAUGUUAACCGUGAUAAUAAUGCUGUUGAUCUUCUUUCUUGGUAUGUGUAAGAGAAUGAAGGAUGAAGAUCAUAGCUUCAAGUAUGAGUUCAAGAUAGAUGGGAACAAUAGGUUAGAGCAUAUAGCUUGUUCUUAUCCUUUGUCGAUCCAAUUGAGGCUUUUGGAGAUGCAAUAGUUUUCGAUACUAUUCGCCGGGUUGAGGCAUACAACAUGCUGCUGGGUAUUGGCUUGGUGUAGAUAAUCAUGGCAUGAACUGUUUCUUCAGUUGUGUGCUUUUGCGUGAUGAGAAUGUGCUGUCCUUCCCUUAGUUCUUGAGCUAGCUUUUCCACUAUGAAGGUAAGAAAUGAGGAUAACUUUCUUGAGCUAGCUUUUCCACUAUGCCAGUUGCUUAUGGUUCAUUAUGUUUUUGCAGGCGUUUAGAGGCUUUAUGAAUGAGAAGGCUCCACAGACGAUUUUGACAUACCAGAAUGUGUGGCUGAAGGAAGCUAUUGCAAUCGAGAUGCCAGAGAGCAGACAUGCCUUCUGCAUCUGGCACAUUGUUGCAAAGUCCUCAGGUUGGUUAUAUGUGUUGCUGGGACAGUGUUAUGAUGAAUAGAAAGCUGAAUUAUUAGACUCCUCAACCUUGAAUUUAUUGAAGAUUUUGAAGAAGGAUGGAGGGAAAUGGUCAAUGAGUAUAGUCUUCACACGAAUAAGCACAUUUCAAGCAUACAUGCUCUGCGCAUGUUUUGGGCGUUGCCCUUCUUGAGACGUCACUUCUUUGCUGGAAUGACUAUACCUGCCAGUCUGAGUCGAUCAAUGCGUUUAUUCAACGGUUUCUCAGCGAACAGUAUCAACUUGAUCGCUUUGUAGGGACUAAAGAGGGAUGUGUAUCAUUUCUUAUUCCAUCUCUUCCUGAUGCUUUACUUAAAAAUGACAUAAGCUAAGCCUUUCUAGUGCAGGCAUUUGAUGUUGUCGCUUCUAAUCAUAAGCCAGAGAUGCAACGAAAGGUGCAGAAGGUUUUCCUCAAAAUGGGUUCACCAAUCGAAUCACAUGCAGCUGCUGUUCUUACUCCAUUAUGCUUUCCAGAAACUCCAAGAUGAGCUUGUGCUAGCUCCACAGUAUGCAUCUUUCCCACUAGAUGAGUACUGUUUCCAAGUGAGGCAUCACACUGAAUUGAACGGCGGCUGUAAAGUGAUCUCUGAUCCUUGUCAAGAGCACAUCCGCUGCAGCUGCAAUCAGUUUGAUUUCUCCGGGUUUCUCUGCAGGCAUGUACUACGUGUCCUGUCAUCAAGCAACUGUUUUCACAUACCAGGUCAAUACCUGCCAAAUCGAUGGUGUGUUAAUGCUUUGUCUUCAACAGUGCACUCCGAGAGGAUUCAUUAUCUACAGUCGCUGACCUCAGAACUUGUGGCAGAGUCAAGCGAGAUAGAAGAGUGACUCGAAGUUGCUUGUAAACAGAUUUCGUCAUUAUUAUCUCGCAUCAAGGAGCUUCCUCGUUUUGAUCAUGAAGAAGAGAAUGAUUAUAUUGCUUGGGGAAAGCUGAAGGAGAGAAAAGCUAGAGAUGGGUUUGAACUAACCAGAAAGCGAAGGCAUUGCUCAGGCCCUUGCUGUGGGCAGUUUGGACACGAUGCAUUAGAAUGUCCAAUAAUGGGUGGUGAUCAGCUGAAUGGCGGAGAACUCGGCUGCUUAUAAUGCAGAAUUCUGGAAUUAGAACCUUUGAUUGCACUGGAUGCUCACCUCCUUCUAACUUUAAUGUUUUGGGCACUCCGAUCUAACCAAGUGAGUUUCUGAUUCAAUUAUGUGAAUUUUGAUUAGAAUAGCAGAGAUUUCUUCUUGCUACUUCGUCUUAAAAGGAUGAAUCAAAUUUUCUAAUGUUCGGCCGUGAUGCCUCUCCUUCCAUAGUAAAGUUCUGAAGUGUAACUGAAAUUUUGAUUCUGUAAUAUAUACAUGGCCAUUGAAGUAUGGUAGCAUCCUCAGCUAAAGUACACAUGUUUCAGAUCUUGAAGCUAUUGUCAUUGUACUUCAUAUCAUUAUCUCUUGUUUAUAUACAGGAUGACAGAAAUGUUUGAAAGCCAUACUGCUACAGGAUACCUUAUUCAUCUGCUGAAUCGUCUGCCAAGGAUACCUUGCUUAGCCUACUUGGCAACGUCCUCGCAAUGUUGUUGGCAACUUUUCUACCCUUCACCUUGUGAGUAUGUGAUCGAAAGAGCGCUCUCUGUGCAAGUGCUCUCUCAAAACCAGAGUUUCCUGUGGCUUUUGUGUUAGGCUUUUUGUCUGUUGGAAGACUUGCUUGUUUGUUGCUUGUGCAUGCAGCCUCCUGAUCUCCAGCAUUGCCCUUGUCAGCAGAAGACAUUUUCUGCCGAAACCACAGACAGAGUGAACUGAAGGUUAUCAGGAUUGCUGAUAAAAAGGUACUGCUCACUCUCUUGAGAUUUAUAGGGUUAUGAGAAUGGUUGUUAUGAAGCCACAAGAAUAGGGUACCACAAGGGGAUAUAUGUUGGCCACAAGUGGGGGAUUUUAGAUGGACAGGAUAGCCGUACUUCUGGGGUGCUUAGAGAAUCAACGCCCAGUGAAAAUUCUUACUUGAUAGAAUAAGUUUUCCUUAUCUUGAGUGUUAAGCAAUCGAAAGAUGCAGCUAGGGAAUUAUCUACCCAAGUGUUCUUGAACAAGUUUGAAACUUUUUCCUAGGAUGCCAAAGUUCAUCUAUAUCUUAAUUUUCUUAAGAACUUCAUUUUCUACAGUUUGCAUAACUGUUAAACCACCAUGGAAGGAACCAAAGCAUAAAGUGAGUAGCUGAAUGUGACUAGCACAAUCUUUCUCCCUUUUUCUGUAGAUUUUGUGCAAAAGGGCCAUAGCAUGAAGGACAGGUGCCUGCAAACAGACACACACACUCAGGUCAACCCUUACCCAUAUGUUUAUGCGCAGUUGUAAAAGCCUCCUAGAUUUUUGUACUUCUCAAGGUUCUGAUUGGUUACAAACCUAAUUUGGACAGAAGGGUAGAACACUAAGAACAGGAAGGGAGCCAUGGGGUUCAAAGUUCAAACCCAGCUCAACCCUUCUGUGUUACUCUUUCACUAGGGGUUGACAACGAUUCGGUUCACAUAGGAAUGGGUUGGGUUAAAUUGAUGUUUCGGUUUCUGAUCUUUGAUUUGGUUAUAGUACAGACCCGACCUCCUGGCCAGUCUAGACCAGGCCUAUCUUACCUCCGACCUUUUGAGUCUAAGAAAACUGGGUAAUCCUU
Linum trigynum is the source of this 4079-nucleotide messenger RNA. NCBI's taxonomy places the organism in Eukaryota, Viridiplantae, Streptophyta, Magnoliopsida, Malpighiales, Linaceae. The record is from the annotation of a GenBank genome assembly.